AGGGCGACUUCAGUCACGGGGCCGCGCGCACACACACGCUGCGCGGCCACGCCACCGGCCGCUCCGCUCGCCCUUUUCUUUUCUUUUCUUUUCUUUUCUUUUAAAACUUUUAUAUUUUCAUCCGUUCAUCCGCACUCCGGUGUGUCGUCCGGCAGGCGACCGAGCACCGGUAUCAAACUACCGAUUUGUUCACCGACUGACCGGACCUGAUUCCUCACCGCAGGGCCCGAAGUUUCCGUCGUGUCCGGACUCCUACUUUAUUAAUGUUUUAAUUAUUUUUCACAUAUUUUACGGACCGGGUGUUUCGUCAUACCGGGAAAUAUCGUGAAAACCCACCAACCGCCGAUCACGGAAUCCCCGUUAUCAAGGAAUUAAGGUGUGGGAGUGAAGUUAAGAUGGCGGGGGCAUCGGUCAAGGUGGCGGUAAGGGUCCGCCCCUUUAACUCCAGAGAGACCAACCGCAACGCUCGCUGUAUCAUCCAGAUGAAGGACAACACUACCUGUAUCUCCAACCCCAAACAACCCAAAGAUGGAGCGAAGAACUUCACGUUUGACUAUUCCUAUUGGUCCCACACUACGGUGGAAGAGCCAGAUUUUGUGUCUCAGGAGCAGGUCUACAAGGACAUCGGGGAAGAGAUGCUGCUGCAUGCCUUCGAAGGAUACAACGUGUGUAUCUUUGCGUAUGGACAGACGGGAGGAGGGAAGAGCUACACUAUGAUGGGCAGACAGGAGCCCGGACAAGAAGGAAUCAUACCUCAGAUGUGUGAAGAUUUAUUCAGACGAACCGGAGAAAAUACCGACCCAGACCUCCAGUACUCUGUAGAGGUGUCCUACAUGGAGAUCUACUGUGAGCGUGUGCGCGACCUGCUCAACCCCUCCAACCCGUACCCCAACCCCAACCCGGACCCCUCGUCCCGGGGCAGCCUGCGGGUCCGGGAGCACCCCAUCCUGGGGCCCUACGUAGAGGACCUCUCCAAGCUGGCCGUCACCUGCUUCUCCGACGUCCAUGAGCUGAUGGACGCCGGCAACCAGGCUAGGACAGUAGCAGCCACCAACAUGAAUGAGACGUCGUCCCGGUCCCACGCAGUGUUCACCAUCGUCUUCACGCAGCGACGAAGAGACCAGAUGACUGGCCUUGACACUGAGAAGGUUAGUAAGAUCAGUCUGGUAGACCUAGCAGGAAGUGAGAGGGCCGACUCCUCUGGGGCGAAGGGCACCAGAUUAAAGGAAGGAGCAAAUAUCAACAAAUCUCUAACCACACUGGGGAAGGUGAUAUCAGCUCUUGCUGAGAUGACGCAGGGGUGUAAGAAGAGGAAAAGUGACUUCAUUCCCUACAGGGACUCAGUCCUUACCUGGCUACUUAAGGAAAACCUGGGAGGUAACUCGCGUACCGCCAUGAUCGCUGCUCUCAGUCCGGCGGACAUCAACUAUGAGGAGACCCUGAGCACCCUGAGGUAUGCCGACCGAGCCAAACAGAUCCGUUGUAACGCGGUCAUCAACGAGGACCCCAAUGCCAAACUGAUCAGAGAGUUGAAGGAGGAGGUGACGCGCCUGAGAGACCUCUUGUUCUCUCAGGGAUUACAUGAGCUGCUGCAACAAACCGCUCUAGAGGUAGCCAAUAGCUGUGCAGCAUCUGUUGAGGGGGGAUCUCCAAUCCCUCCUCUGUCUCUUUCGGCCAAUGGCCUUCCAGCUAGACGUAGCCACGCCUCCUCAGGGGACUCUGACUCUAAAGGAGAUGACCUCUUGGAUAACGAUCACAUGACUGAAGAGGGGGAGGACGGAGACGAGGGGGAGGAGCCUAUCACCCAGACCAUCAGCAAGGAGGAGGCGGCCGAGAGACUACUUGAAACAGAGAAGAUAAUUGCAGAGUUGAAUGAAACUUGGGAGGAGAAGUUGAGGAAAACAGAAUCCAUCAGAUUCGAGAGAGAGACUCUCUUGGCAGAGAUGGGUGUUUCAAUUAAAGAAGAUGGAGGAACUCUAGGAGUCUUUUCACCUAAGGGGACUCCUCACCUGGUCAACCUCAACGAAGACCCACUGAUGUCUGAAUGUCUGCUAUACUACAUCAAAGAGGGAGUCACCAGGGUAGGCCAGCAGGAUGUGGAUAUUAAACUGUCUGGUCAGUGUAUCAAGGAGAUCCACUGUGUGUUCAUCAGCGAGACCAACGACCAGGGAGAGGUGGUGGUGACUCUAGAGCCCCUGGUGGGAGCGGAGACGUACGUUAACGGGAAGCAGAUCACCGACUCCGUCAUCCUCAAGCAAGGUUACCGCAUCGUGAUGGGGAAGAACCACGUGUUCCGGUUCACGCACCCGGAGCAGGCCCGUCUGGAGCGGGAGCGGAGCGCCUCGGCCGAGCAGCAGGAGGAGCCCGGGGACUGGAACUACGCCCAGAGGGAGCUGCUGGAGAAGCAGGGCAUCGACAUCAAGCUGGAGAUGGAGAAGAGGCUGCAGGACAUGGAGAUACAGUACCGCAAAGAGAAGGAGGAGGCUGACCUGCUGCUGGAGCAACAGCGACUGUAUGCAGAUAGUGACAGUGGAGACGACUCGGACAAGCGUUCGUGUGAAGAGACCUGGAGACUGAUCUCCUCCCUGAGGGAGAAACUACCUGCUAACAACGUCCAGUCCAUAGUGAAGAGGUGCGGCCUGCCCAGCAGUGGGAAGAGGAGGGAGCCCCUCAGAGUGUACCAGAUCCCCCAGCGCCGUCGGAUCAGCAAAGACCCCAAGAGAGUCACCAUAGAAGACCUGCGCAUGCAGGCAGUCAAAGAGAUCUGCUACGAGGUGGCGCUGGGAGACUUCCGCCACUCGCGGCAGGAGAUCGAGGCUCUGUCCAUCGUGAAGAUGAAGGAGCUGUGCCGGAUGUACACCAAGAAGGACCCGGGGGAGAGGGACAGCUGGAGGGCCGUGGCCCAGGACGUGUGGGACACGGUGGGCAUCGGGGACGAGAGGAGCUCCCCGGCCGAGGAGACAGGAGAGGGAGGAGGAGGAGGAGGAGGAGAGGGAGAGGGGGGGGGGAGAGGAGGAGUCUACGACCUGAAAGCUCACAUUGACAAACUCACCGACAUCCUCCAGGAGGUGAAGCUGCAGAAUAACCAGAAGGAUGAGGAGAUCAAAUCCCUCAGAGACAGAAUGGUGAAGAUGGAGAGUGUGAUACCUGUGCAGGACGAUGAUCAGAGCGGGGAGGAGGGGGGCGUGUCCUCGGAGGAGAAUGGGGGCGGGACCGAGAGCGAGGCCAGCCCCAGCCCUCAGCCCCAGGUGAGGGUGGGCCGUCUGAUGGACGACGACCCCGCCUUCAGGAGAGGGCGCCUCCGCUGGCUGAAGGUGGAACAGCAGCGCAUCCUCAGCCUGCAGAAGCUGCGCAGCGGCCAGGGUCCCAGCCCGGUGGUGGUCCCGGCGGGGGUUCCAGCGGGGGUCCCGGUGGUCCACCUCCCUGGGACAGGUCGCUUCAUCCCCCCUCAGGAUUGUAAACUCAAGUUCCCCUUCAAGAGUAACCCCGCCCACCGGUUGUCAUGGGGACCGGCCAGCAUGGCCCUGCUGGGGCUGGAGGGGGGGCUGGAGGGCUUCUCCCAGUCCCCGCCCCCGACCUACACGACUCCGCCCCCUCCCCCCCCCCGGAUGCGCUCGCCCAGCCCCCAGCGCGCCUGGCAACAGCGGGGCCAGCCCUUCGGCCAGGGGAACCCGGGGAACCACAAUCACCAUGGCAACAACAACAACAACAACCAGAGGCGUUACCGCCGCAACUCCCUGGACAGCUCUCCGCACGGCAACCAUCACCCCGGCAACGGCCAGCAUCACGGCGGCCAGGGUGGUCACCAGGGCAACCAGGGCGGUCACCAGGGUAACCAGGGCGGGGGGGGGCACCAGGGGCGACAGAGACAGAGGAGGGGGUGUUCCCCGGGCCCCGGGGGGGAGAAGGGGGGAGGAGUCGGGAGGGGAGGCUAUCAGCCCAACCAUCACUACCACCACCCCUACUACAACCCCCAGAAUGCACCAUUCCAGCCAGGCCCCCCCCUCCCAUCCUAUCACAGCCUGCCUCGGCCCAGGGGGGCGGGGCCUGGUGGGGUGGUGCCCGGUAUGAUGGGGCCCACGUGGUUCAAUACCCCCCCCCCCAGGAUGAGACGACAGAACAGCGCCCCGGACCUCAAGACCAGCAACAACCCCAGUAACCACGAUGACCAGUAACCACGACAAGCAGUAACCACAGGUAACCACGACGACCAUCAACCGUGGUUGAUGGUCGUAAACACUAACCCAGGUGACCGGGAACUACAACGACACAGCCAGCUGAACCAAUCACAGCCAAGGAAUCAUCACACUACACCCAGCCGAACCAAUCAGUAACCAGGACAUACCCACUCGGAAUAUACAGUAAUGAUGUAGGAGUUAGCUAUGAAGAAAAGUGCGUGUGUGUGUUGUGUGUGUGUGUGUGCGUGCGUGCGUGUGUGUGUGUGUGUGUGUUGAAAGUAGGCCUACUCAUUGCCUCUACAACACAGGUUAUUUUAAGUGUAUUUUAAUAUUUUGGGAUGGAGGAUUCUAAUUGAAGUAUGAGUGGAAGUAUGCAAACAAAUGUAUACUUUUGACGCUCUCUGAUGCUUUUUUUGAACCUGUGGAAAAGUUUAGUAGGUUUUAAAAAUCAAUGAAUUUGUUCAACAUUUCGCAUUUAUAUUCCUACACCUGCAAAUCAGUUUUUCAAAAUUGCAAUUCCUUCUUUAUUCUUUUUGCAUGUGUACAAUAUUUGUUAUGCAACUACAAAACACUAGACCACACAUUUUUUUUGUCAAACAUAAAGCUUUGUUAUACAGUCAAUUUCAAAGCUUUUCCACAGUUUGGAAAAAGGUUUCUGAUAAACAAAGGUGUUUGGUUUUGUUAGUUUAAGAGUGUGUGGGUCUGAUAAAUAUAUUAGAAUAACACAAAAAACAAACAUAAAACAACUUUAAUAGAAUUUGCUUCUUGAGUGGGACAGAAAUUGGGGAAAGUGUAUGGGCUACGACAGUUGUUUAUGUUUUGAUAUCAGACAUCUUGUUUUCACUUUAUGGGAGUAGUUGUAAUAGCGGUUAGAGGCUUUGGGCUACCAUGUAGCUUACGUGCUAUGCUACACGUAAAAGACAACAGUACACUGGCCCCUUUUGCUAGCCACCGUCACACAUGGAGCUAGCGAGUCGCUAGCCGUGAAAACCAAAACCCAGUGUACUGCUGCCUUGAUUCACCUGCUAUGCUGCAGUCAUGCUAUUUCUAACAUGCUACGCUAUAGCUCGUCUGUCAUGAUUUAGCCCGCCUGUCAUGCUCUAGCUCACCUGUCAUCCUAAGCUAACCUGUUAUGCUAUAGCUAACCUGUUAUGCUAUCGCUAACCUGUUAUGCUACAGCCAGGGCCUUCCCUUAUGAGCUGAGCGUAUGUUAUGCUGUAGUUGAGUGAUUAGGACAAACCAAAGAUGUCUGGCCUCCGGUGCCACCACUAGUGUACAUAAAGAAAAGAGUUGAGAUAUAUAGCUCUGCUAUUAGGUGGACCGUUGGGAAUGCUAGAUGUGUAUAUAACGUGGAUUUGUGUGUAUAUUUGAAGUGAUGACAAUAUAUGAGCAGAAUAUGACCGAUGCUUCCUAUCCUUUCACAUGAUGGGGAGUGAGAGGCUAAAAGACACACGAUGCUGGACUUAUAAAUGACCUACACCAGGCUACUGCAAGGCCUUGUGUGGGCCUAUGUUACCAAGGAGAUAUGGGAGGUUAAAGAACAGAUGUAGGGAUACAUUACCAUAGCAAAGUCCCUGAAGGAUGGACGGUAAGGAAGGAGUGAACGAUAUAAGGACAGAUAUAUAAGGGUCAGAGGACACGAGGAAAGAGAAGGAACAAUUAAGGUGCUGCAGGUUUGAAGCGCUAAGCGCCAAAGCUUUUCUUAUUGGCUGUUGUGUUCCUGUUGCCAAGCAACACUUGCACUCCCAGACCCCCCACUAGGCACACGGAGCAAAGGAUUGUGGGAGUAGGAUUGUUUGACUUUUGGCCUUUACUCAGGAAGAGCCGGGGAAACACUGCCUUUAGCAUUGGAGUUGCGAUGACAUGAAUGAAGAAGAGGAGACUAGGAAGUGGAUUUGAUCGGCUGCCAGAAGCCUGCUGCCAUCUUGAGGGUUGCCGCUGGCACUCGAGGGAAAAUGCUGUUGUUUUUUUUUCUGGUUUGACUUUUGGGAUAGACCUUUUGUGUUUUUCAUCUUGUGCGUUUGAUUAGCCGACGGUUUGUGUGCUUCCUUUAUUGAUUGGCUGAUUUGUCUGCUUCCUGUUUUGAUUGGCUGAUUUGUCUGCUUCCUGUUUUGAUUGGCUGAUGGUUUGUCUGCUGCCUGUUUUCAUUGGCUAAUGGUUUGGGUGCUUCCUGUAUUGUAACCCAGCCUUUCGUAUAUAUUUUACUGUCCUCAAGUCUUUCAAUAUUUUGCAUAUUUUAGUUCUCCUUAAUAUCUGGCUCUCACAGCUGCUGAAGAGGGCUUGUGUGUGUGUGUGUGUGUGUGUGUGUGUGUGUGUGUGUGUGUGUGUGUGUGUGUGUGUGUGUGUGUGUGUGUGUGUGUGUGUGUGUGUGUGUGUGUGUGUUUGAGAGAGAGGGAAAAAAAGUGUAUAUGAAUGCCAUUGUGUAUGCGUGUGUGUGUGUGUGUGUGUGUGUGUGUGUGCGUGUGUAGGUGUGGUUUAAAAGUCUGUGGGUUGGUUUAGAGAAACUUUAUUAACUGUUGUUUAUUUGAUGUUGUGAUGGGGGCGGGGCUAGUACAAGCAGACCGUACUGAUUGGCUUGCCCUGUUCAAUGCCCAUCCCAGCAAGCCGUUACCAUGGAGACACAGUUUGGACUGUGUGGCGGGAGGAAACCAAUCAGGAGAUGAGCUUGCUGUUAAGCCACGCCUCCCCUAGCGGUCCUCUGAUCCAAUUGGCCAGGCUAUCUUUCUGUUUGUUUUCGUUUUUUGAUCCAAACUGUACCCGAAACACUACGGUAAUAAAUAAAACCUUAUAAAACCUC
Molecule: messenger RNA, 6975 nt
Organism: Gadus morhua (Atlantic cod)
Lineage: Eukaryota; Metazoa; Chordata; Actinopteri; Gadiformes; Gadidae
Product: kinesin-like protein KIF1C
Exons: 29
Coding region: 396-4175 (1259 amino acids)
Biological process (GO): microtubule-based movement
Molecular function (GO): ATP binding; microtubule motor activity; microtubule binding
Source: RefSeq, a predicted model, not a curated record